Messenger RNA from Magnusiomyces paraingens, 573 nucleotides. RefSeq lists its product as uncharacterized. Gene Ontology annotation, cellular component: PAM complex, Tim23 associated import motor. The coding region runs from base 1 to 573 and encodes 190 amino acids. The transcript has a single exon. NCBI's taxonomy places the organism in Eukaryota, Fungi, Ascomycota, Dipodascomycetes, Dipodascales, Dipodascaceae. The record is from RefSeq and is a predicted model, not a curated record. Gene Ontology annotation, biological process: protein import into mitochondrial matrix.
AUGCUCCGAAUAGGCCUUUCGGGACCCCGCGCUGGGCUCUUUUCUGCGCUGCGCGCCAAUUCUUCUUCUUCUUCGCCAAUUUUCCGCCGUCUCAAUUCAUCUCAGAGCUCUGGAGGUGCGUUUCUUUCCUGGAACGAUUUCCUGGCCAAGAGACUGCAACGACGCCGAGUUAACCUGGCCGCCUCUGUGGUGACUGGGUUUUUCGGCAUGACGGCAGGCUGGGCCGUACUUGCCAACAUUGAAAUCAAUCCUGCUGAGCCAAUUUUCGGAUUUGAUGCCAUGAUUGUACUCCCCCUGGGGCUGCUGCUGUGCGCAGGCGCCGGCUCGCUGCUGGGGCCCAGCGUUGGAUCGUUUUUGUUCAAAGCUUCCCUCGGAAAGUCUUUCCCUGAAUUUGCACACAAAAAUGCUCAAUUCUUGAGACACGUCCAGCGCAACAGACCUGAUCCUUCCAAGCAAACUUAUGCAAACCCCGUCCCUGACUAUUACGGUGAGAAAAUCGGAUCUCUCAAGGAUUACCGGCGGUGGCUGCGCGACUGUCGCGCAUACCGCAGAAAGGUUGAAACCUUUUUGUAA